Pyricularia oryzae 70-15 is the source of this 831-nucleotide messenger RNA. RefSeq lists its product as uncharacterized. The record is from RefSeq and is a predicted model, not a curated record. Gene Ontology annotation, cellular component: extracellular region. Gene Ontology annotation, molecular function: cutinase activity. The coding region runs from base 1 to 795 and encodes 264 amino acids. The transcript is spliced from 3 exons. Lineage: Eukaryota; Fungi; Ascomycota; Sordariomycetes; Magnaporthales; Pyriculariaceae. Gene Ontology annotation, biological process: carbohydrate catabolic process.
AUGCAGCUCAUUCGGGUCGUAGCCAAGCUCUCCGCCUUCGCCACGAGCGUGUUGGCGGCACCCAUUAGAAUACCCGGAAUUCCGGAAGCGAAGUUGUACGGGGACGACGUUUCAAACCAGCUCACCGACGGCACGCCAUGCAGGGACCUCUCGGUGAUAUAUGCACGGGGGACCACGCAGUCGGGCAACAUUGGCAACUCCAUCUCGGUCGGGCCCAUCACCUUUGACGCGCUCGCCAAGAUCGUCGGCCAGAGCAGAUUGGCGGUCCAAGGGGUGGAUUACAAGGCCAGCUUCAUGGGAUAUGCCAAGGGUGGCCAGCCGAAAGCUACAGGCGAAAUGGUGGAUUUGAUACAAGAGACACAAGCUAGAUGUCCCAGCAGCAGGAUAGUAAUCGUUGGCUAUAGCCAAGGAGCACAGGUUGUCCACAACGUCGUGAAUGCAUUACCGCCUCUAGCGGCUACCAAACUUGCAGGCAUUCUCACCUUUGGCGAUCCCGAUGCAAAGGAACCAGUUCCUAUGCAGACUUGGGGCAAAUGGAAAAUCAUUUGCCAUCCCGACGACAGACUAUGCCAGGGCAGCCACCUCCAUGUGACCAUCGAUCACUUGAACUACCAAAAGGAUGCUCAGACAGCCGCACAAUGGAUUGCAAACAAGGCUGGGUUGUUCCCGUCACCGUCUGGCCUUGAAGCAGAUGGUAUGGGAGCAGCUGGUAUGGGAGCACCUAAUAUGGGAGCUCCUAGUAUGGGAGAACUAGGUAUGGCGGCACCUGGUGGUAUUGCAGCGCCUGCUGCCUAACGACUUAACUUUAAUCUCAAUUGUUUAAUAUGAUAC